This is a messenger RNA of Eremomyces bilateralis CBS 781.70, 2875 nucleotides long. RefSeq names its product putative transcription initiation factor TFIID subunit. NCBI's taxonomy places the organism in Eukaryota, Fungi, Ascomycota, Dothideomycetes, Eremomycetales, Eremomycetaceae. Gene Ontology annotation, biological process: transcription initiation at RNA polymerase II promoter. Gene Ontology annotation, cellular component: transcription factor TFIID complex. Gene Ontology annotation, molecular function: RNA polymerase II general transcription initiation factor activity; protein binding. The transcript has 4 exons. The coding region runs from base 268 to 2502 and encodes 744 amino acids. The record is from RefSeq and is a predicted model, not a curated record.
CACUCUUAAAUUCUUGAUAAUUGACUUCAAAGCCGUUCAAAGUCAUCUUUGAAAUAUCGCCAUAAUAACACCCAAUUUACAAGAAUACAUCGACGGUAUCAAGCGGAAACAUACCGGUCGAAGUGACAGAUAUUGAGAAUAAGUGCUCUGCGACACCUCGCGAUCGCCAAGACGUUGUCGAUGAUGGGACCGUCGCAUUGAUAUUCUAAUCUAGCGCAAAGUGAAUACGCCCCCAACUCAUUUGAACGCAUUUGAACGCAUUUGAAAAUGUCGAACCCACAUCCUGGAUUGAUAAUCCCGCCCUCUCGCAGUGCCAGCAUUGCAAAUGGGCCACCCAGCGGGGGGAUGCCCCCGACUCCGAUACAAUCCCAUGGACCAGGGCAGAGCCCAGGAACUCCUUCACAGCAGAACCUGAACCAGAUAGUGCUUGAGUAUCUGAACAAGAAGGGGUACAGCAGAACCGAAGCUACACUGCGGAAAGAGUCGCACACCAUCGAUGGUGGAAAUCGCGAAAAGCCACGCGUUGACGAUCUAGGUGGCGAGAAGUACCCUGCUUCGUUUGAGCUCUUCAACACCUGGGUCACAGACAGCUUGGAGCUGUACAGAGUCGAACUCAAGCGGCUGCUAUGGCCUUUGUUCGUCUAUUCCAUCCUCAGUCUUUCUCUGGAAUUUUAUCCGAAGCAGUGUGGAGAGUUCUACGACAAGUUUAAGGAACUCUUCGAGAAAGAGCAUGAAGAUGACCUUCGUCAACUUGCUUUGAUUACGCUCCCAGAGCACGUGGAAAACAACAACCUGGCGAAGGACUAUCGCAACAACAAAUACCAAAUUACCAUCACCGAUGGCGCAUUUCAUCCACUCAUCCAAUUUUUGGAAGCAAAAGAGGCAGAGGGAGGCUCGGUCAUCAUGUUCCUCAUAAGCACCUACAUGACUAUCCGUCACAGGAAUCGAACUGAAGCUGGCCAAGAGCGGAGUCUUGCCGCAAUGCUUGCGUCUCGAGGCAUCGACGACUCGUUUCCACCAGAAGACGAGGGGAUUCCCGGACACAUGGCCGGGUCAGCCAACACCGAUCCGAACGCGCCAAACGUGCUGCCUCGACUGCAACUGGGACCAUUGCCAAUGGAUGAUGAUGCCAUGGAAGAUGUUCGAGCAGCACUGCAGGAUGAAGAUUCACGUGACCCACCAGGUCCAGGCGAACGAUCCUAUGUUGAUGAGUUCGAAGCUCACAUCAAGCGCGAACCUACCGAAGAUGCACCUCCGCGAACAAAAAUCCCUCUACCUCCUCCGUUGGCUCGGGACGUCGCAAUGGAAGUGCAACGAAUCAAAGAAAACCGAGAUCGGUUCAAGAUCGAGGGGGUGACUGGUGGCGUUGGGCCUGGAGUUAGUGUCAUUAUGUACACUUUCCACAACACUUUCGACACAACUAACUGCAUCGAUAUCUCGGGUGACUAUAAAAUGGUGGCUGCAGGGACUUCCGAGUCUUACAUCCGAGUCUGGUCUCUUGAUGGCAAACCACUUCCAUCUCUCGCGAGCCAAAUCUCCGGCGAACAAACCAAGCCAUCCGCAUCUCAACGGUUAGUCGGCCACUCCGGGCCAGUCUUCGCGGUCUCCUUUUCACCAUCAACCGUCAACCCUAGCACCGAUGCUGAGGCUCCUACUACCCACUCACGCUACCUCCUUUCCUCAUCAGGAGACGGCACAGUCCGACUGUGGUCCAUCGACGCCUGGGCAUGUCUUGUUGUCUACAAAGGUCACGCCGGGCCGGUUUGGGAUGUCCGAUGGGGUCCGUACGGGCACUACUUCGCGACCGCCUCCCAUGAUCGUACUGCACGACUUUGGGUGACAGAUCAUGUCGAACCGCUCCGGCUCUUCGUCGGCCACGACGACGACGUCGACCAGAUCGUCUUCCACCCGAACAAUGUCUACGUGUUCACCUGCUCCAGCGACAAGACGGUGCGCAUGUGGGACAUCGUCACCGGGCGACCGAUGCGCAUGUUCACGGGCUUCACGGGGACCAUCACGGCGCUCGCCUGCUCGCCCAACGGCCUCACCCUCGCGACCGCCGACGACAGUGGUACGAUCAUGCUCUUCGACCUGCAUAGCGGGCGACGCGCUCGACGCAUGCGCGGACACGGCAAAGGCGGCAUCUGGAGCCUAUCCUGGAGCGUGGAGAGCACCGUACUGGUAUCCGGGGGUAUGGACGGCACGGUGCGGGUAUGGGACUGCGUGCAGCGGGCCGUAGACAACACCAACUCGGCGGUGGUGAACGGAAAGGUAGUGCCGGUCGACGGAGCCACGGGCGCAAUCAACGCCAAGAUCGAUACGGCGGCUACACCCGGCGCGGGCCCGGGGGCGAUUACCACGUCGAAGAAAGGCAAGGGGGCGAAGGACACCGUGGUGACGAGCGAUCAGAUCAGUGCGUUUCCGACGAAGAAGAGCCCGGUCUACCACGUCAUGUUCACAGGGUCGAACUUAGUGAUGGCGGCUGGCGCAUAUCUUCCUUAAAGUUUGGGACCGCGUGCAGGAGAGGACUUCGGGCUUGUCCACCGAACUUAGGGCUCGACGGGCGAAAUUAAGUGCGAGGUAUACGACGGGCCAUUACACUUUCCAAGACGAAUUCAUCGGAGUCGGCUGCUUUGGAGUUGGCUGCUUUGGAGUUGGCUGGGAGGUUGGUGGCGAAAGCGACACGUUGCUUCUGAGUGUUUAGCAUACUGGUGGGAUUACUUAGUCUUCGCCGAAGGGAUUUGACACCGCAUGACUCUAAGGACUAAUACCGGAAAAAUUUCAUUCAGAUCCAAAAACUGCCGUGUACUCUGCAGGAGGCAGCCUCGAGGUUGCCAUGCUGCAACCAUUGCCUAUGUUGCCUUUGUCUGCGAAC